AUGUCGAACCAGUACUCGUACGCCGGGGCCGGAGGAGGCGGAUACGGGGCACCUCCGCCUGGCCAGCAGGGUGGAUACGGAGCACCGCCUCCUGGUCAGCAGGGUGGAUAUGGAGCGCCUCCUCCGGGCCAGCAGGGUGGAUACGGCGGUGGUGGCGCACAGCAGUCGUCGUACGGAGCGCCUCCGGGGCAGGGAUACGGCCGACCUCAGGCGUACAACUCGAACACGGGACCUCCUCCGGGUGCGGAUCCGCAGCUGUGGCAGUGGUUCAUUGCGGUGGAUCGCGACCGUAGCGGCCAGAUCAACCCGCAGGAGCUGAGCCAGGCGCUGGUCAAUGGCGACUGGACGCCGUUUGAUCUGGACACGGUCAAGAUGCUGAUGAGCGUCUUCGACGUGGACCGCAGCGGACACAUCAGCUUCAACGAGUUCGCCGGGCUGUGGAAGUACAUCCAGGACUGGCAGGGCGUCUUCCGCCACUUUGACCAGGACCGUUCGGGCUCGAUCGACCAGAACGAGCUGGCAAACGCGCUCCAGUCGUUCGGAUACCGACUUUCGCCCAAGCUGCUGCACAUCGUCACGCAAAAGUACACGAUUUCCGAUUCUGCUUCGGGUGGUGCAGGCGGCAUGGCGGCGAGCGGACCAGGCGGCAGAGGUGCGGCGGGCAUCACUUUCGACCGAUUCGUACGCGCGUGCGUGGUGAUCAAGACGCUCACCGAGUCGUUCCAGCGCCACGACACCAACCGCAGCGGAUGGGUGCAGAUCAACUACGACACGUUUAUGGAGAUGUGUCUGUCGGCGCCCUGA
Molecule: messenger RNA, 804 nt
Organism: Moesziomyces aphidis
Lineage: Eukaryota; Fungi; Basidiomycota; Ustilaginomycetes; Ustilaginales; Ustilaginaceae
Source: the annotation of a GenBank genome assembly